AUGUAUGCGGAGCACCAUGUGGGGUCACUUCGAGAGCAUCAGCACCGUGUGCUUGAACAAUCUUUUCUCUUCUUGGGAGAAGGAGCGGCUGCUACUGUAGCCGAAAGAGGAUCUCUAGCUGCAGGUAAACAUAUCGAUGUGCAGUAUAACGGAAAAGAAUAUCAUUUUGAUGAACAUCCGCCUAUAAAAAAGGAUCAGAAAUUGUGUAACGUAACUGUGGAAAAAUUUUACGCAACGGCGGUGGUGCCGGAGCAAAAAUAUGACAACGGAACU
This is a messenger RNA of Ostertagia ostertagi, 273 nucleotides long. The record is from the annotation of a GenBank genome assembly. Lineage: Eukaryota; Metazoa; Nematoda; Chromadorea; Rhabditida; Trichostrongylidae.